This is a messenger RNA of Fomitiporia mediterranea MF3/22, 2136 nucleotides long. Its product is annotated as glutamine-dependent NAD synthetase with GAT domain-containing protein. Gene Ontology annotation, cellular component: cytoplasm. The transcript has 19 exons. Gene Ontology annotation, biological process: NAD+ biosynthetic process. The record is from RefSeq and is a predicted model, not a curated record. Gene Ontology annotation, molecular function: ATP binding; NAD+ synthase (glutamine-hydrolyzing) activity; glutaminase activity. NCBI's taxonomy places the organism in Eukaryota, Fungi, Basidiomycota, Agaricomycetes, Hymenochaetales, Hymenochaetaceae. The coding region runs from base 1 to 2136 and encodes 711 amino acids.
AUGGGUCACCUUAUUACUGUUGCAACUUCUCUGAACCAAUGGGCGCUCGACUUCGAGGGCAACUUCGAGAGGAUAUUGCAAAGUAUCCGGAUCGCAAAGGAACGAGGUGCCACGCUCAGAGUCGGGCCUGAGCUCGAGAUUCCUGGAUACGGAUGCCUUGACCAUUUCUUGGAGGGUGACACUGUGCUUCACUCCUGGGAGAUCCUUGGGAAGAUUUUAGAGUCUGAAGACGUGUCGGAUAUUCUUUGCGACGUUGGGAUGCCAGUGACGCAUAAGAACGUCAUUUACAACUGUCGGAUCAUCAUAUACAAUCAUAGAAUUCUCCUGAUUCGUCCGAAAAUGUGGUUAGCCAAUGAUGGAAAUUACCGGGAGCUACGUUACUUUACACCAUGGCAGAAGCAUCGUCAAGUCGAGGAUCACUACUUGCCUCGUAUGAUCCAGAAUAUCACUAAUCAGGUCAAAGUACCAUUUGGAGAUGCUGUGGUUAGCACGGCCGACACUUGUAUUGGCGUUGAACUUUGUGAAGAGUUGUUUACUCCAGCAAGUCCCCACAUUCUUAUGGGACUUGAUGGCGUCGAGAUCUUUACAAACUCAAGCGGAAGUCACCAUGAACUACGGAAGCUCUAUCGUCGCGUAGAAUUGAUCAAGGAAGCGACUCUCAAGCUCGGAGGGAUCUAUUUAUAUGCAAAUCAACAAGGGUGCGACGGCGAUAGACUCUAUUAUGAUGGAUGCGCUAUGAUUGCUGCAAAUGGUCGCAUAGUAGCGCAAGGAUCUCAAUUUUCUCUCCAGGAUGUCGAAGUCGUGACUGCUACGUUAGACAUCGAAGACGUUCGUGCACACAGGGCGAAAGCAAGUAGGAGUAUGCAAGCAGCAGAAGCAGAACGCUAUCAUCGCGUCGAAGUGCCUUUUGCUUUGUCUGAUCCGCUGGCGUUAGACGUACUUGACGUGGAGGGUUACAGAAUUUUCGAAGUUCGUUAUCACACACCAGAAGAAGAGAUUGCACUUGGGCCAGCAUGCUGGCUCUGGGAUUACCUUAGGAGAUCAAGGACGCAAGGGUACUUCCUACCUUUGAGCGGUGGGAUUGACAGCUGUGCGACUGCUGUCAUUGUUUACUCAAUGUGUAGACUUGUUUCAGAAGCUGCCCAUCGUGGAGGAAAGUUUAUCAUUGCUGACGCGCGUCGAAUCGCCGGCGCGCCCGAGGAUUCAUCUUACGUACCGACUGACCCGAACCAGUUCUGCCAGCGCAUAUUGCACACCUGCUAUAUGGGUACGGUAAAUUCCAGUGCAGAGACACGAGAGCGUGCAAAGGAUCUAGGGAAUGCGAUUGGAAGCUACCACAUUGACCUGAAUAUGGACUCCGUCGUGACGGCUGUUCGUACUCUUUUUGGAUACGUAACUGGAGUCACUCCCAAGUUCAAGCUGCAUGGCGGAUCUGAAGCGGAAAACCUUGCAUUACAGAAUAUUCAAGCUCGUAUUCGGAUGGUCCUCUCCUAUUUAUUUGCACAGCUCAUGCCUUUCUUGCGAGGCAGGACAGGUGGACUCCUCGUGCUAGGAAGCGCAAACGUCGAUGAAAGCUUACGAGGAUAUUUGACCAAAUAUGACUGUUCUUCCGCUGACAUCAAUCCCAUCGGCGGAAUCAGCAAGACAGACUUGAAGAAGUUCAUUGCCUAUGCGAGAGAUGCAUUUGAACUUCCCAUCCUUACCAACUUCUUGGACGCCGUCCCCACGGCUGAGCUUGAGCCAAUAACUGAAAAUUACGUGCAGGCUGAUGAAGCCGAUAUGGGAAUGACAUAUAACGAACUAUCGGUUUUCGGGCGCCUUAGGAAAGUGGAGAAGUGUGGGCCUUAUGGCAUGUUUACGAAGCUCGUACACGAGUGGGGGUCAAAGCUCUCGCCACUGCAAAUAGCGGAUAAAGUGAAGCUUUUCUUCUUCGAAUACGCGCGAAACCGGCACAAGAUGACUACUCUCACCCCGGCAUAUCAUGCCGAGUCGUACAGUCCGGACGAUAAUAGAUUUGAUCUGCGCCCGUUCCUAUAUCCUUCUCGAUUUCCGUUCCAAUUCAAGAAGAUCGAUGAGACCGCCAAGAGGCUUCCAGACCGCUCGAAGUCGGACGAAAGCAAGACCAAAACAGAUUGA